Cetraspora pellucida is the source of this 660-nucleotide messenger RNA. The record is from the annotation of a GenBank genome assembly. NCBI's taxonomy places the organism in Eukaryota, Fungi, Glomeromycota, Glomeromycetes, Diversisporales, Gigasporaceae.
AUGAAAACUCGUUCUAUGACCCGUCAAGAACUAAGACUACGUCGCUCUAAAUUUUUAUGUCUGCCUCCUGAGAUUUUUAUUCAAAUCUGUGCUCAUCUCUUACCAAAAGACCUUGCUUCUCUUUUGAGAGUUUGUAAACAACUAUAUAAUGAAUUAAGUAUCGUUGAACCUUCGUCAACAAUUCAAAAAAUUUGGAAACAAUCAAGACUCAGAUUCAUGCCACUUAGAAUUCUGGAUCCACCGAAAGGAAUGAGUGAACAAGAAUAUAUUAAACUUUUGAUUGAAAAAAAAUGUUCAUUGUGUGGAAAGAAGAGCAGAAAAUCAAAGAUUUAUUGGGAUGUAAAAGUUCGUGCCUGUGAAUCAUGUUAUGAAGGUGGAACUGUCACUGGAAUAGAGUUGUUCUAUUUCAAUUACUCAGCAUGUGAAAUCAUUACGUGCAUUCCAUUCACAAAUAUCAGAGGUGAUAGCAAAUCCUACUGGAGAUUUUUAGUUGAGGCUAAACUCAAAGAAUACAAAUCACUUCGUGGAAUUGAACGUUAUCACUGGGUAUAUGAACAAACUAAACAAACUGAAGAAAUUCAAAGUGAAGUAACCAAGAGAUGGAGAGAAGAUUAUUCAAAUUCUAAAAACGAUUUCAAAUAUGAUAGUUUUAAUAUUUGA